Molecule: messenger RNA, 2201 nt
Organism: Rosa rugosa (rugosa rose)
Lineage: Eukaryota; Viridiplantae; Streptophyta; Magnoliopsida; Rosales; Rosaceae
Product: TMV resistance protein N-like
Exons: 3
Coding region: 203-2140 (645 amino acids)
Biological process (GO): defense response
Molecular function (GO): protein binding
Source: RefSeq, a predicted model, not a curated record
UUUUAGAUGUCAUGACAAGAAUAUAUAAGAAAUCAAGUCCAAUGCAGGGACAUUUUCAUAAACUGAAUCUUCAUGUCAAUAACCUGAUGAGUAGUCUAUUCUGUGCUGCAGGUAUGAAUCAAAGCUCAUUAGAGAUAUUGUUGAAGUUAUAUGGACAAAAUUGCAACCUACAUCAUUCAGUUAUGGGGAAAAUCUAGUUGGAAUGGACUCAAGAUUGCAGCCAGUCAAUUUGCUUUUAGAUGUAGGGGUGGAUGACGUCCGCUUCAUUGGUAUAUGGGGAAUGGGCGGGAUUGGUAAGACUACUAUGGUAAGAGUGGUGUAUGAGAGAAUCUCUCGUGAAUUUGAAUUUAGUUUCCUUCUUACCGAUGUUAGAAACUCUGUUGAAAAAAGUGGUCUACUUAAUUUACAAAAGCAACUUCUCUCUGGGAUUUGGACAAAGAAAGCCAGCAUAUCAGACCUUCAUGAAGGAGCCACGAUUAUAAGGAUGCACGGAAGACUAAGGAUGCACGAUUUGCUCCAAGAAAUGGGACGGGAAAUUGUCCGCCGGGAAUCUCCUAACGAGCCAGGGAGGUGCAGUAGGUUGUGGCUUCUUGAAGACGUCAAACAUGUCUUGACCAAAAAUACUGGAACUGAAGCAAUAGAAGGCAUAUUUGUGGAAUCAACAGGAGUAGACAUGGACGUGACUCCGAAAUCAUUUUCAAUGAUGAACAAAUUGAGAUACCUGAAGAUUGAGAAUGGGAACCUACCUAAAGGACUUGAAUAUCUUCCCAAUAGUUUACGGAUUCUUGAUUGGAUGAGGUAUCCGUUAAAAUCUUUGCCAUCACAUUUCAACCCUCAGAAGCUCCUCGAACUAAGCUUGUCUCAUAGUUGUUUUAAACAUUUUUGGGUAGGACCAGAGCCUUUAUGCAAUUUGAAAACCAUUAAUCUGAGUCACUCUCUAAAUCUUGUCAACACCCCAAACUUUAAAGAUAUACCGUAUCUCAAGUUUCUGGUUCUUGAAGGUUGUAUAAGAUUGUAUGAGGUUGACCCGACAAUUGAAGUGCUUGAAAGACUUGCUGUGCUGAACUUGAAAGAUUGCAAGAAUCUUGUGCGACUUCCAAGCAGUGUAGGUGGCUUAACAUCUCUCAAAGAUCUCAAUCUUUCUGGUUGCUCAAAGCUUGACAAAUUGCCGCAUGAGUUGGGUCAUGUUGCUUGCUUGGAGAAGCUUGAUGUGAGUGGAAGUGGCAUCAGAGAACUGCCCUCCUCUAUUGGUCUUUUGAAAAACCUCAAAGAAUUCUCUCUUGCUGGGUGUAAAGCAGAGUCACCUAAAUCAUGGAAUCUGAUCCCCUUUCAGUUAUUGCGAAAAAGAAGUCACAUUCCGGCAGGAUUGUCGUUGCCUUGUUUGUCUGGUUUGCAUUCAUUAACUAAAUUGAAUCUAAGUGACUGCAAUCUUUCUGAAGAAGCAAUGCCCAGUGAUUUUGGAUGCUUGUCUUCAUUAAGAGAAUUAAAUCUCAGCAGAAAUCAAUUCAGUAGACUACCCAAGAGCAUCGGCCAACUCUCUAGACUUGACCGUAUUCGCUUGGAUUGGUGCCACAAGCUUCGGAGAUUACCAGAGCUUCCAUCUCAUGCAUGGGUAUACGCUGACAACUGCAUUUCAUUAGAUACAUUGGCCAAUCAAAGCAAUUCGUUGGGACGAGGAUAUUUUGUUAACUGUUUCAAACUGGUGGAGAAUCAAAGCUGUGAGAGUAUAGCACUUUCAUUCCUAACACGAUACCUUAAGAGUCGAGCAUUUUUUGACCAUAAAGAAUUUGGCUUUGUUUUUCCUGGAAAUGAAAUUCCAGAGUGGUACAAUCACCGAAGUGUGGGGUCUUCGAUAACCGUAGAGCUGCAUCCAGGUUGGUUUAGUAACAAGUGGAUGGGAUUCGCCUGCUGUGUCUUAUUUAGACUCCUCAAACCGCUCCCGCCUGUGUUUUUGUGGUCCAUUGAUUGCGCACUGAGUGCCAAUGGAAAAUCAUCGCGUCACAGUAGUUUAUUGUUUGGGGGAGAGUAUGGUCAACCUGUGUUGGAUCACAUUUGGUUCUUCUGUGGGGCGCGUGAUAUGGGUUUAGGGUUUAGGGCCGGAUUUCGGGUUUUCAGCCUAAAUGCCCAGCCCUCGUUUUAGUACGUAAAUAUAAUCCUUAAAUGUAAGAUCAUAUAUAGAAGCAUGCAUAUACUAUAAUUUG